UACCUCCAAAAUAUGGAACUGGGGAAUAAUACACAAAUUUCAGAAUUUAUUCUUCUGGGAUUCUCAGAGAAACCAGGACUGCAAUCCCUCAUGUUUGGACUUUUCCUCUCCAUGUACCUGAUCACUGUGUUUGGAAACCUGCUCAUCAUCCUGGCUGUAAGCUCAGACUCCCAUCUCCACACACCCAUGUACUUCUUCCUCUCCAACCUGUCCUUUGUAGACAUCUGUUUCACCUCCACCACCAUCCCAAAGAUGCUGUGGAACAUCCAGACACAGAGCAAAGGUAUAACCUAUGAAGGCUGCAUCACCCAGAUGUAUUUUUAUAUACUCUUUGCAGUAGUCGAUGACUUCCUCCUGACAGUGAUGGCCUAUGACCGGUUUGUGGCCAUCUGCCACCCCCUGCACUACACUAUCAUCAUGAACCCCCAACUCUGUAGACUGCUGGUUCUGGUGUCCUGGAUCAUGAGUGUCCUGAAUUCCUUGUUUCAGAGUUUAAUGGUGUUGGAUCUGCCCUUCUGUGAAGACUUAGAAAUCCCCCAAUUUUUCUGUGAACUCAAUCAGGUGGUCCAACUUGCGUGUUCUGAUGCCUUUCUUAACAAAAUGAUGAUAUAUUUUACAUCCCUGCUUCUGGCUGGUGGUCCCCUCACUGGGAUCCUUUAUUCUUACUCUAAGAUAGUUUCCUCCAUACAUAGAAUUGCAUCAGCUCAGGGGAAGUAUAAAGCAUUUUCCACCUGUGCAUCUCACCUCUCAGUUAUCUCCUUAUUUUAUUGUACGUGCUUAGGAGUGUCCCUUAGCCCUUCUCUUACCCACAGCUCAAGCACAAAUGCAGUUGCCUCGGUGAUGUACACCGUGGUCACACCUAUGCUGAACCCCUUCAUCUACAGUCUGAGGAAUAAAGACAUCAAGAGGGCUCUGAAAGCAUUCUUUGGGACAGCAGCUAUAAAUGGGAUACUUGUCCUGAGUCUGAAGAUGUGCCCUUAA
Hippopotamus amphibius kiboko is the source of this 981-nucleotide messenger RNA. RefSeq names its product olfactory receptor 7A10-like. Lineage: Eukaryota; Metazoa; Chordata; Mammalia; Artiodactyla; Hippopotamidae. The record is from RefSeq and is a predicted model, not a curated record. Gene Ontology annotation, molecular function: G protein-coupled receptor activity; olfactory receptor activity. Gene Ontology annotation, cellular component: membrane. The transcript has a single exon. Bases 13 to 981 code for a protein of 322 amino acids. Gene Ontology annotation, biological process: G protein-coupled receptor signaling pathway.